AAUCUACUAUGGCAAAGUAAAAACUAGUAAAACGUUUGCAUCGUAUGUAUCGAUGUAUAUUUAUACGAUAUAGUUGAAUUGCUUUAAACGUAAAUAUCGGUAACAUUAAAUAACAUUAUAAGUAUUGUCCGUAGAGACGAACAAUUUUGCUAAACUGCCGUAAAGUGAGUGUAUAUGUGUCGAUGCGUUUGUACGGUUUCGUAUAAAUACCUGAGGUCUAAUGCCCAAUUUUAUAGAAAGAUACAUUUCGAAAUCAACACCGACGAUUCCUUCGAUUAAUUUCAUAUCUUUUUAAACUCUAUGAGUAUGGAGCCAGUUACCAAAGUUCCUUUGCCAUUAGAACCCAUAAAAUCAAAUCAGGUGGAAGAUAGAAGAUUGUGGGUGGGCAAUUUAGAUUUAAGGAUUAAUGAUUAACUGGUACAAACUCCUAAAACUCGUCCAAAAACAUGGAACAAUCGAAAAGUUCGACCUCUUGUUUCAUCGGUCAGGCCCACAAGCUGGUCAACCUAGAGGUUAUGCAUUUGUUACCUACAAAACUAUUCAAGAUGCGAAGACAGCCAAAGAUGCUUUACACAAUUUAAAAGUAGGAGCAAAAAACAUUAUUGUACGAUGGGCUCACAGCGUAACAGAGUCUGACAUGGAUAAGCCAAAACCAAAAAUAGAUAUACCUGCUUUAGCUGGAGCUAAAAAGGAAGAUAAAAGAAUUAGUCGCGAGACGGCAAUUCAAGCCAUAGAAGCAAAACUGAAAUUGAUGAAAGAAUCAGAAGAAGAGUUUGAAUUAAAUAAACCUUUAAAUGGCUCACCUGUAAUACAUUUGUAUCAAAAGCCAGAAAAUCCAAAACCGUCCACAUCAACUCGUUAUCACAAUCGAAGCGGUCAUUAUCACAAUAAUAAGCCAUACAACCGUCAUAAACCAAGAAGAUAAUUUCAAUUGUUUUCUUUUUUUUUUAAUUUAGUGUUACAAUUAAAACUAAUCAAUCCAUUUUUAUUAAUUGACAUUUGUUCCAUGAUCAUUAUUAGCAUAUUUAUAUUAUUUAUAUUUUGUCUUUAAGCAAUGUGUUUGUAUUAAGUCAAUUUUUUUUUUUAUUAUAAAGCCUUAUAUUUUUUA
This is a messenger RNA of Frieseomelitta varia, 1108 nucleotides long. RefSeq names its product probable RNA-binding protein 18. The transcript is spliced from 5 exons. Lineage: Eukaryota; Metazoa; Arthropoda; Insecta; Hymenoptera; Apidae. The record is from RefSeq and is a predicted model, not a curated record. Gene Ontology annotation, molecular function: RNA binding. The coding region runs from base 407 to 925 and encodes 172 amino acids.